UGAAGCAACCUUAAAAAAUCUUAAUCCCUACUAAGGUAAGGUUCCAAUCAUGGCCGAACUCGUUUACUCCGAGGUAACCGCCCCUCCUCCUCCACACCCUCUCCUCCAUCUAUAUCACUCCAUCCUCCUCCUCUAAAUGCAAAUCAUUCACUCCUUCUUCUUCUUCUUCUUCCUCCUGGAGCACCAAGCCCUCAUCUUCAAGUACCUCAAAGCAGGACUCACCGUUCCACCGGACCUCCUCGUACCUAUUCGGAGGAGCCUCCAGUUGAUGUCUCAGAAGCUCUCACAUCACUACCCAUCUCUGGGGUUUUAUGGGAAGAAGAUAGAUCCGGAGCCAGGGAGGUGCAGGAGGACCGAUGGGAAGAAAUGGAGGUGCUCCAGGGAAGCACACCCUGACUCUAAGUACUGCGACCGCCACAUGAUACGGCGUCGUUACCGUUCAAGAAAGCCUGUGGAAUCAUCAACUUCAUCUCAGCAACAAUCUCACUCUUCUGCUGCUGCUUCUGCUGCUACUGCUGCUUCUACUACUACCACUACUACUACUACUACUACUACUGCUUCUGCUGCUAGUGGUGGUGGUGGUGGUGGUGGUGCUUCUGGUUCCGGUGGAGCCUUCCACACACUCCCUUUGCACACCAAUGGUACCCGUGAAGGUUUCACCCUUGGGAGCAGCAAUAGUAGCAGCUUGCAAAACUUGCACAUGGACCACCCCUUGUCACUUCCCAGUGAGGUUAGCAAGAAGGAGUACAGGUUUGCACUGAACUCCGAUGUAGACGAGCAUAACUUCUUGCAGAAAGAUCUGGGAACUGUGAGGUAUCAAGGUUACGACUUCACCUCAGAUGGCCUGUGGUCCAUGCCUCAUAUCCCAUCAAACACUGUUUCAGAAUCAAGAACUGGUUCUACCAUGGUUGGCGACUGCUUCCAACAGCAAACGAUUCGCGAUGCUGAUCUCUUAAACCUCAAUGCUUCAGGGUCCAAGGAGCUUGUCUUUGGUAGCCAGUUGAGUCCGUCGUCGUCUGGGUCUUUGAAACAGGAAUAUCAGUCCCCUCAGUCACUCUUCACUGACUGGCACUGGAAGAAGGAUUUAGGCUCUGACGCCAUUUAUCGGCCCCACAAAGAUUUCAAUUCAGAUGCAAAUGUUGAUUGCAAUGGUUCUUUGUAAAGUUUGCAACUGAGUUUUUGGGAUCACAACACCUUUUGUCUCUCCCCCAAACCAAUGAAAUGCUAUAAUAAAUAAAUAGAAAUCCUUAUGCAGGAUGAAACUUUCAUCCAUAGCAUUCAGAUACUUAGAGGGAAUCAUCAUGUUAUUCAAAUCUUCAGAAUAUGUUGUUGUCUUAUAUAAUAGUUAAUACACUUCCAAGGAGUUCAUGCUUUCUUUAUAUGUAAAACUUGUAAUAACAUUUGUCUAUGCUUCCCUUUUUUAUAAUUUUUAAUUGUACUGGAAUUUAGUCUGGUUCAUA
Arachis ipaensis is the source of this 1460-nucleotide messenger RNA. The record is from RefSeq and is a predicted model, not a curated record. Lineage: Eukaryota; Viridiplantae; Streptophyta; Magnoliopsida; Fabales; Fabaceae.